This is a messenger RNA of Hyphopichia burtonii NRRL Y-1933, 1140 nucleotides long. It is a transcript of the gene FUS1, whose product is annotated as Fus1p. NCBI's taxonomy places the organism in Eukaryota, Fungi, Ascomycota, Pichiomycetes, Serinales, Debaryomycetaceae. Gene Ontology annotation, molecular function: protein binding. The record is from RefSeq and is a predicted model, not a curated record. The transcript has a single exon. Bases 1 to 1140 code for a protein of 379 amino acids.
AUGUCAAGCACCGUAUACAUCACAUUAACAACAACAUAUACUCUAUCAUCUGGUGAAAGUUUGUUGAAGACAACCAGACGGACUUCUCGUACAAGCUUAUCUGAGAGUAUAUCAACAACAGCUUAUGAAUCUAAUUUUUUCACUUCAUCUACCUCCGCUAAUUCACCUAAUACUAGCUCUAAGUCUGCCACCAGAGUUCUGUUGCAAUCUUCGACAGAUUCGUCUCCAAUAACAGUAGAUAACUAUCCAACAACUCAUUCGAUUGGCAUGAGUAGUCUGGCCAAACUUGGGAUGGCAAUAGGUAUACCCCUUGCAGUUAUAAGUCUAUUCCUGAUAAUUAUUGCCGGUUGGUAUUUUUGGAAGAAAAGAAAGUUUGAUGAAAAGAAGAGAAAUGCAAUUUCUCCUUACAAAGAUAAUUUUCUUUCAUUCGAUACAAGUGAAAAGUUUGACCAUGACGGGACCAACAGAUUCAUGACUGAUGGUAAAUUGACCGAAAAUCAGAAUGGCUCUUUCAAAGUGAGUGCCACUGAUAGGACAAUCUCGAGUGAGUGGUUUGCUAAAAAUAGAGAUCGUGAUGAUGAAGCCACUAUUGGUGCAAGAGAUAUCGAGAAUCUCCGUCAACCCAAGCCUUCAUUCUUGAAUAGACUAAGCCGUUUGAUCAUAAGUAAUGAUUCAGAACUAUCAUUAUCUCGACCAAUUGUGCCUUCUACUCCCGUCUUGAAAACACCUACUUUUUUGAAAAAAUUCAACCUCCAUCAUUCACCAAGCCAGGACUCGGUCCAACUUCCUCCAUUGAGCGAUGAUCCACCCCAAAAGAGGAAACCACCAAAGCUUCCACCUUUGAUAAGUACUUACAACGCCAAUCCAACGUCUUUGCAAGGCUUUGAAAAUGCUUUACCUUCAAACACAAAGGGCCGGAAGCCCACCGGGAAAAAAUACAUUGUCAUAAGAGAUUAUCAACGUCAAAAAUCUGAUGAGCUUACAAUUCAAAUAGGAGAUCAAGCUGUUAUCAUUGAGGAACACCUGGACGGUUGGUGUUUAGUCCAAUUAACAUUUACCCAUAAUCCCCAGAGUUUAGCCAUGAAUGCGGGUAUGAAAAAGGGAGUCAUACCCAAACUUUGUUUAAGAGAAUUUACAUAA